ACUCACCUUUCAUCCUCAAGCACCAACGUCAUAAACCCCAGUCAAUUCGCUACCCUUUGUUCCUCCCCCCACGGAGCCCACAGGCAUUCGCGACGGGCGCAAAGACGGGAUGAGUGCAGAGUCACGACACACCCGACGACGACGAGCGAGCCGUGGGAAAUGGAGUUUGAGGUCUCAUUGGAAAAUGAGCAACAGUUCUGGGAUGAGAUUCAAGAGAUUGUAUCCGCCCUUUGCUCCUCCGAAGACGUCAUUGACAAUGCUCUGCGAUCUUAUCUGAAUCUGGCGACGAAAUACAAAGAUGAAUACCUCCAGACUGAAUUAGAGGUCACGAGAUGCUCGUACAAGCUGCUUUCAUCGAAAAUUUUCGCCUCACAUGCGGGUUACGUUCGGAGACAAAUGAUCUACGGUUUAUUGCAGGACGAUGAUCCGGAUACACUUUACCUAAUCUCGUCGUUUCUUCUGUUUGACGGUCGGCAGAAUGAAGUCGCACUACAAAUGAUGAACGAAGAGGGUGCAUUCCCACGUUUGUUAGAGCUCCUUCAAGUGCAGAACAGGAAGAGAGAGGUCGAGGGCGAUGGAGCGGGGCUUGAUCGACUUUUUAUGGACUUAAUCUAUGAGAUGUCAAGAAUUCAAAGAAUCAAGAUGGAGGAUCUGGUUCUCGUGGAUGAUGAAUGCAUUAAAAGCCUCUUUGAUAUCAUUGAAGAGCUCUCCUACGAUUCGAGUGACCCGUACCAUUAUACAGUAAUUCGAGUUUUGUUGGUUCUGAACGAACAAUUUAUGAUCUCAGCACACGAUCCCGUGGACGAGAAAAGCUCGACUCCAUUGACAAACAAAGUUAUCAAAAUCUUGUCAAUGCAUGGUAACCUCUAUAAGACGUUUGGCGAGAACAUUAUCCUUCUUAUAAAUCGAGAAGCCGAAACGUCGCUUCAGCUUCUCACCCUAAAGCUACUGUACCUGAUAUUCACAACGCCCACAACCUUUGAGUACUUCUACACGAAUGAUCUCCAUGUGCUGGUCGAUAUCUUAAUCCGAAAUCUUCUGGACCUGCCCGAAGAGGCUUCUGCUUUACGGCACACUUACCUGCGCGUUCUCUACCCAUUGCUAGCCCAUACCCAAUUGAAGACGCCGCCACACUACAAGCGAGAAGAACUGAAAAGAAUGCUCAGCAUCCUCGUCCGAGGUCAGCUUUCUAGCAACGAGAUCGACCAGGGUAAAAUCAUGCACUUCGACGAGGUCGACGAAACGACAAGAAGACUCGUCAUUCGAUGUGCUACGGUGGACUGGCUGCGAGAUGAAGAGCCAGACGCUCAAUCUCCUAAAGAGCUCGAGGUAGAUACUACUACACCUUGUCCUGCAAUCCCAGAUGGCUGUCAUCCGGAGGCUGAGAUAGGUACACCUUUGGAGCCAACAACGUCACAGCCCAUUUCUCCCACAAGCACGGUUGGAAGCUCCCCUGUGGCUCUGUCUCCAACCAAUCUCGAUGAAUCGCCCAAAACAGAAGUAGUCAACCAAGCGCAACGCUUGGGCAUGCACUUGGAGCCUGCAUCGUCGUCCUCCCUGAGCGUACAAGAAGUAGCCGCACAGCACGAGAAGCCAGGCGUCCUAACGCCGAGCCGCAAUCGGACUCAAAUAGCGACAACGGACCGCCCAUCCAGCCCCAACAAACCAAAGAUCAAACCACUACCACCGAAGUCAAGACGCUGGCGUGGACGACGCACCACUGGAGACGAAAACGACAAGAUCCCCGAAGAGCCAGGAAUAGGACCCGGAACAAGCGCAAGUCCAAGUCCCGUCACACCCUCAACACCAUCUAUCCCACAAGAACCCUCCGACAGAAGGGGCUCAACAACCACAUCCGGCCUCGUCCCUCCCAUCCCAGCCCAUGGCCGUCGCUCCGCCUCAAACCCACCCCCAGCUGUUCCCCCGCCGAGACGCUCUACCCUCCCAGUAGUCCACCCUCAUCAUGCCUCCAGCCACUGUACCCCAGUCACGAGUCCGUCCCGACUCCAAAUCCAACAGAACAGCAACUCCGUCCAAAAGCACGGCCAGAAGCCCGAACCACCCAAGACCCGUCGAUCGGGUCGGCGCAGACCAUCCCAAACAGAAUCCCCAACCCCAAGUCAAGACGGACACGAUGGACACGCCGCGCUCGCUGAAGUUCCGAAUGAAAAGCACCACGAGAAUAUGACAGUCAGCGUGGAAGAGGCCGUACAAAACGUGUCUCUUAGUUAAUUAUUUGAUCAGCCGGGGCCAUUGAUAUAAUCAAUUGACUAAUCCAUUGCAUAAGCAUUCAUGGGCAUCGGUAUGGCGCUGUGUUUGCAAGAUUGUUUUCUUCAGGCUCGGGUGUACGGAGUAUGAUUUCUUACUUGGUUGCAUUGAUAUACAAUAGUAAUAGCAUAGCGCUAGAAUACUAGAGAUUGGCAUUCGUUUUACUGCAUCUGCUUUGUGUUUCUCAUUUCAAGGAACUAGAAAGGACGAAACUGUAUUCGCGAUUCUUUACCUACAUUCAAGCGAACGAAGAAGACCAAAGGUAGCUAGCUGUAUGACUGCAUCUUGCUCUUCGGCUAUAUCCCA
Aspergillus pseudonomiae is the source of this 2574-nucleotide messenger RNA. RefSeq lists its product as uncharacterized. The transcript has 7 exons. Lineage: Eukaryota; Fungi; Ascomycota; Eurotiomycetes; Eurotiales; Aspergillaceae. Gene Ontology annotation, cellular component: actin cortical patch. Gene Ontology annotation, biological process: actin cortical patch localization; endocytosis; actin cortical patch assembly. Gene Ontology annotation, molecular function: Arp2/3 complex binding. The coding region runs from base 160 to 2232 and encodes 690 amino acids. The record is from RefSeq and is a predicted model, not a curated record.